Syngnathus typhle (broad-nosed pipefish) is the source of this 1141-nucleotide messenger RNA. RefSeq names its product DnaJ (Hsp40) homolog, subfamily C, member 4 (gene dnajc4). Lineage: Eukaryota; Metazoa; Chordata; Actinopteri; Syngnathiformes; Syngnathidae. The transcript is spliced from 7 exons. Bases 198 to 926 code for a protein of 242 amino acids. The record is from RefSeq and is a predicted model, not a curated record.
UGUUUUAUUUUGAAAGUACACUUAAUUGUUUUCCGGGUUUAAACCGAAUUUUAUCUUAUGCAACUGUACCGAGACAACAUUGUUAAGAGCUUCACUCUUUCUGGCAGGCAUUGAUUGGCAUAAGCAGUGGAGGAGUUAGCCCAUGUCUGUUGGUCUGCAAAGGAGCACUGUGUGGUGUCACCACUGCCAUCUUUGCCAUGCAGCUGGAGGUGCAUCUGCGUCUCUGCCAGAGUUGCCUUUGGUGCUGCAAGAGUGGACUGCGUCUCUUAUCCAGGAGUGCUGCACAAAGAAAAAGUGCCAACUACUAUGACCUACUGGGAGUCAAAUCCAACGCAACUUUGGAGGAAAUCAAAAAUGCAUUUUUUGACAAAUCUAAAAAGCUGCACCCAGACAGUGACCCUUCUAACCCAACACUGCACAGCCAGUUUGUGGAGCUGAACGAGGCCUACACCGUGUUGAGCAGGGAGCCCAGCAGGAAAGAGUAUGAUUUCAAAAUCAGACGUCCCUAUAAUGGAGGAGGAGAAGGUGGCCAGGUCUUCAGGUCGGCCUCCAGUCACACCAACUAUGGAACCAGCGGCGCGACAGCGCAGGACAACAUACGUUACUGGGAGCAAAUAUAUCAGUCCCACACCCAGGAAAUGUCCGUGGAGGAAAGGGAGAGGCGGCGCAAGAGAAACUUCCGCCUGGUGGCCUACUGUUUCCUCACUAUGGCGCUCAGCGUCGGGGCACACUUUAUCUUCUUCAGGAAGCUGGAAGAAGUCCACAGUAACUUUAUGGACGAGAAGGAUCGAGUCAUCACCGAAAUAUACAAGGAAUCCAAGGAGAGGGCCAGGGUCAACGGUUUUAAGAAACAAACGGAGAUCCUGCGGCAGAAACACACUGAGUUCUUGGAGAAAUACAGAAUUCGCAACGGCGGAGAGAAAUAGGAGGUUUCAUUAAGAUGGGAAUUAGUUUUCAAAUUUUUAUUAGUUUUGGCCGUCAUUCCAAUAUGUUUUUUCCCAUAAUGAGGAGGCAAACACAGAUUGAAGUGACUGGAAUGGCAUCACCGAUGACAUCACGACAAAGGCCGCUCAAAAAAGACAACAAAAAUCACCAGUGUGCGAAAGUGCAUCAUUAAACUGGUUACGUCCAGUUAAACAUA